Malus domestica (apple) is the source of this 1548-nucleotide messenger RNA. RefSeq names its product probable serine/threonine-protein kinase PIX13. The record is from RefSeq and is a predicted model, not a curated record. Gene Ontology annotation, biological process: protein phosphorylation. Gene Ontology annotation, molecular function: protein kinase activity; ATP binding. NCBI's taxonomy places the organism in Eukaryota, Viridiplantae, Streptophyta, Magnoliopsida, Rosales, Rosaceae.
AAAAUGCCAACCAACCACAUAAAUUCGAUCCACUUCCAUUCUCCUCCUUCAAGUUUUCUCCUUUUGUCUUUCCACCUUUGCAGAGUUACACCAAUCUUUUUCUAGUUGACAAAAUUGAAUUAUGGGGAAUUGCUGGACAUCUCCUGAUGAUCCUCAUCGCAACAAAUACAUACCUUCAACUCCAGGGACAUCUGGAAAUCACAGCAAUAACAUAUCCUCAAACACAAGCAGCAGUGGAGGAAGAAGUCAAUUUUCAGAAGCAUCAUCGAGCCCCAGAAUUAAAGAGUUACAUUCACAACAACCCAAUGGGCAGAUUUUGGAGUCACCAAACUUGAGAGUCUUCACUUUUACAGAGUUGAAGGCAGCCACCAGAAAUUUCAAGUCAGAUCAAGUGCUUGGUGAGGGAGGAUUUGGGAGGGUUUUCAAAGGUUGGGUGGAUGAGAAAACCCUUCAGCCUUCAAAAUCUGGUACUGGAAUGCUGGUUGCUAUCAAGAAAUUGAACUCAGAAAGUGUCCAAGGGUAUCAAGAGUGGCAGUCAGAAGUGAAUUUUUUGGGACGGCUUUCUCAUCCGAACCUCGUGAAGCUAUUAGGUUACUGUUUGGAAGACGAAGAACUACUCCUUGUUUAUGAGUUUAUGAAGAAAGGAAGUUUGGAGAAUCAUCUUUUCAGAAGGAGCGCGGGCAGCGAACUUCUUUCUUGGGACACACGACUAAAAAUAGCUAUUGGAGCAGCUCGGGGCCUGGCCUUCUUACACAGUUCAGAAAAACAAAUCAUCUACAGAGAUUUUAAGGCCUCAAAUAUAUUGCUUGAUUGGAGUUUCAAUUCAAAAAUCUCGGAUUUUGGCUUGGCGAAAUUGGGGCCAGCAGGUGCAGAAUCACAUGUUACGACUAGGAUCAUGGGAACAUAUGGUUAUGCUGCUCCAGAAUACAUUGCAACAGGUCAUUUGUACGUGAAGAGCGAUGUGUAUGGAUUCGGCGUGGUGUUGCUUGAAAUUCUGACAGGGCUACGAGCACUUGAUAUGCAACGUCCCAGAGAACAACAACAACUUGCAGAAUGGGCUAAACCACUUCUCUUACACAAAAGAAAGCUUAAAAACAUAUUGGAUGUGCGGAUGGAAGGCCAAUAUGCCUUCAAGGCAGCAAUGCAGGUAGCACUUAUAGCUCACAAGUGCCUAGAGCCGGACCCUAAAAGCCGGCCCUCCAUGAAAGAAGUUGUGGAGCAAUUGGAACAGAUUCAAGCAAUCAAGGAACAACCAAAGCAAUCCAAACUUACAUCUGUGCAAGCCACUUUUAAUUUUGGAGCCAAUAAACAGUCGCUUCCUCAUUGAUCAUAUCACUCUAGGUUUCAUAGCUCUCAAUGAGAUAAAAUGUGAUAGCGAUACUACAAGGUUUAUGUUGAUGUUCAAACAUCAAAUUGAAAAUGUUUGAACAAUCUCAUUCUUUAAUUUUGUCAAUUUUCAUAUUUAUUUUUAUUUAAUUGUAGCAAUUAUAUAUUGAAAUUCCUAAAAAUUUGGUUCUUGUAAUUAAUCACCAUUUGUGCUGGAUUAAA